Messenger RNA from Saccostrea cuccullata (small rock oyster), 572 nucleotides. RefSeq names its product sarcoplasmic calcium-binding protein-like. The transcript has a single exon. NCBI's taxonomy places the organism in Eukaryota, Metazoa, Mollusca, Bivalvia, Ostreida, Ostreidae. The annotation marks the transcript as partial. The record is from RefSeq and is a predicted model, not a curated record.
AGCGUUGGUUCCUACAUCAUAAAUGGCGCCAGUGGGUUAGAAUUCUAGAUGCAGAUCAAGAUGGCGUCAUCAGCGCAGACGACAUGGAGAAAACAAACGCUAAACUCGAACAGAUACGCUUAUUUAUAAAUUGCAAAGAUUCAGCACCAUCAGAAGAGGAACAAAAGAAAUGGUGGAACGACCACGUGUUCAAGUGUGGUCCGGGAAAAGACAUAUGUCUUGAGGAUUACAUAUGCUACUUAGAAGGGUUUGCACAACCCCACGAAAGGCCGGGCAAAUUUAAGCCAAUAAUAACACAGUUCUUCGAUUUCUUCUCAACAGAAGAAUAUCGGAAGAAAAAUUUGAUUCUAGGAGAGAGAGACUUUGUUAAGUUCUGGACUCUUCUUUUAAACAUCGAUGAGCGUCACUGCAGAAACAUGUUUAUCAAGCAUGUACCUUCACCUUUAACUCUUGCCUCUUUGUUAGAUGAUUUUGUAGCUUUAGUGUCACACGACGAUGUUUUAAAUAAUGACAACUAUAGACUGUUAGCUGUUCUAAAACAAAAACAUAAUGGGUGCUGCAGCAAAGCAUAA